This is a messenger RNA of Linum trigynum, 2241 nucleotides long. The record is from the annotation of a GenBank genome assembly. Lineage: Eukaryota; Viridiplantae; Streptophyta; Magnoliopsida; Malpighiales; Linaceae.
CUAUGGUUACAGAGUGCGACUCAUACUUACAUAGGCGACGAAGGAAGGAGAGGGGUUUCCGGUGGAGAACGCCGGAGAGUGUCUAUCGGAAUCGACAUCAUUCACAAGCCACCGCUGUUGUUCCUGGAUGAACCCACCUCCGGCCUGGAUUCCACCAGCGCUUACAGCGUGGUGGAGAAGGUCAAGGACAUUGCACGAGAAGGGAGCAUCGUAUUGAUGACCAUUCAUCAGCCUUCUUACAGGAUCCAACUGCUCUUGGAUCGCAUCACCGUUUUGGCCAGGUAAAACCAAAUUUAACCAAAACUUACACAAGGGUGUUCUAUUAACCUUGAUUCUAAUUGAAUCAUGUUGUGUCUCAUCAUACAGGGGAAGGCUGAUUUACAUGGGUAGCCCAGGCGCUAUUCCGGCUUACUUGUCUGGGUUCAGUCGGCCGGUUCCUGAUAGCGAAAACAGUGUCGAGUAUCUGCUAGACGUGAUCAAAGAAUACGAUGAAUCAACCUUAGGAUUAGACCCUCUUGUAUUGUACCAGAGAGAUGGGAUCAAACCUGAUCAAGUGGCCAUGACACCGAUCCCUAAACCCAUCAAAACCCCUAAAACUCCAAACAAGAGAGCCGAUUCAGGCCUUAGGGUUUCCAUUCCACUCCAAAGCCAAGCUUUCUCUACCUCAGCAACUCCCAGAGCAGACCCAUCCAGCCAAUUUGACUACCCGGACGACGACGACGAUGAAGACGACGACUUUGACAAUUCACUGGAACGCAGUAAAGCAACUGUCCACACGCCAAUGCACCACCACCAUACACCAAGUGGAUACCAUCAUAAUCCUCGCCUAGCUUCACAUUUUUACAAGGAUUUCUCUGUUUGGUUGUACCAAGGCUUCACCGGCACACCACGCCGACCACCUUCAUGGACUCCCGCUAGAACCCCUGGCAAAACCCCUAUCUCCAACGCCGCCAUAAGCAGAUUCUCAACUCCACAGCGAAUCCCUAAAACCCCAAUUCCUCUCACCCUCCCCAUCCACACAUCCCCAUCCCCUUCCCCUUCUCCGUAUCGAUAUGAAACUACUUUCGAAGAAGAUGAUGAUGACGACGACUACGAGGAAGAACAAGUGCUAGACCAGCCCGACCACAGGACCAAAUUCGCCAACCCGUGGGUUCGCGAAGUGGGCGUGCUAUGCUGGAGGACGAUGUUGAAUGUAGUCCGGACGCCAGAGCUUUUCCUCUCAAGAGAGAUCGUCCUCGUGGUCAUGGCCCUGAUCCUCUCCUCUCUGUUCAAGAAUCUAGGGGACACCUCUUUCAAGGCCGUGAACCACCUCCUGAAUUUCUACAUCUUCGCCGUCUGCCUCGUCUUCUUCUCGUCGAACGACGCCGUCCCGACCUUCAUCCAGGAGCGAUUCAUCUUCAUCCGGGAGACAUCGCACAACUCCUACCGCGCCUCCUCCUACGUCGUCUCCACGCUGAUCGUCUACCUCCCUUUCUUCGCCGUUCAAGGGUUCAGCUUCGCGGCCAUCACCAAGUUCUGCCUCCACCUCAAGAGCAGCCUGUUCAAGUUCUGGGUGAUCCUCUUCGCGUCGCUCAUCACCACCAACGCCUACGUCAUGCUCGUCAGCGCCCUGGUCCCCAGCUACAUCACCGGAUACGCCGUCGUCAUAGCCACCACCGCGCUCUUCUUCCUCACCUGUGGGUUCUUCCUCAAGCGGACCAAGAUCCCGAUCUGGUGGCGCUGGCUUCACUACAUCUCGGCGAUCAAGUACCCGUUUGAGGCGAUGCUGACGAACGAGUUCAGAGGGGAGAGGUGCUACAACGGGACGUCUAGCGACCUGUCGCCUGGGCCGUUGGGGGAGCCCAAAUUCAGUGAUCUACAUGCUGGGUUGAUCGCUGGAGGGAAGGCGGAGGGGCUUUGCCCGUUGAUUGGAGAAGAUGUGUUGUCGUCCAUGGAUAUUACAAUGGAUAAUUUGUGGUAUGAUGUUGCCAUCUUGCUGGCUUGGGGAGUGCUUUACCGGCUCUUCUUGUAUGUGGUGCUCCGAUUCUACUCCAAGAACGAGAGGAAGUGAUGAUAUUGCGUAGAAAAUUGGAUUGGGUUUUCCUUCUCUUUUUUUUCAUUUUUAUUUCUGUAGUUUUGUUUUUUUAAUGUGAAUGGGGAAGAAAUUUAUGCAUGACAGCUAGAAAUAAGGAGAAAGAGUCAUGAUACAUGUAAGUUCCGUUUGGUAUGUUUUUUGGAUGGGAAUAAAUGAUGUAAUUUCAA